This is a messenger RNA of Trypanosoma cruzi, 572 nucleotides long. RefSeq names its product choline ethanolamine kinase, putative. The transcript has a single exon. The record is from RefSeq and is a predicted model, not a curated record. Gene Ontology annotation, biological process: phosphatidylethanolamine biosynthetic process; phosphatidylcholine biosynthetic process. Gene Ontology annotation, cellular component: cytoplasm. The annotation marks the transcript as partial. Gene Ontology annotation, molecular function: choline kinase activity; ethanolamine kinase activity. Lineage: Eukaryota; Euglenozoa; Kinetoplastea; Trypanosomatida; Trypanosomatidae.
GUCGCGGGUACCUUUUCAUUGACUUUGAGUACACGGAUGCGAACUACCGCUGCUUUGACCUUGGCAACACGCUGUGCGAGCUGGACUACGACUACACGCGUGGCACGGAGGCGGGUGGUCGCGGGUUCAUCAAGUUUCUGAGCGUGUUCCCGCCCGCGGCGAAGGCGGAUGCGUGGCGCGGGCUUGGGGAGGAGUACCCGCGGCUGCCGGAGCUGAUCGUUGACGCCUGGCGGCGGGGCGACGUUGACGGGGAGGCGGGGGACGUUGGCACUGCCGCGUUGCAGGCUGUGCGGAGGUACUUUGCGACGAGCAGCGGGGUGCCGGUGAGUGAGGUGUCGGUAAGCGAGGCGCAUUUGGUGGAGCUGCUGCUCGGCAUGCUGGCGUCGCACCUCCACUGGACGCUGUGGGCAAUCGUGAUGGGCUGCGUGCCCGACGAGUGUGCCGACUGCGCAGUGGACACGGAGGCAUUUGCUCGUGGGGGCAGCGGUCUGGACUACGUGUGCUACGGUGAGUGCCGGCUGCGGGAGUACAUGGCACUUCGCCACUGGCUUGUUAGCAACGCAUUUAUUUAG